CUGUUUUCUUUUUGGCGGCAUGACGCCCCCACAAAACGCGGGGUGACAAAUCUGGCAAAGAGAUUGCGGUUCGUCUGCGCCUGGUGCCGAUCCAUCUCUGUCGCCCAUCUGUCUUUCCAGGAGCUCCCGCCUCGGCUGUCGAAACCAAACCAAACCAUCGCAAAAAACACCAAUCCACUACCAUGGCUGCUGAGCAAGACUACACCAAGGAACGAAGCGUCGCCAUCGAGGCCGUCAUCAAGGCCAGCCAGCUGUGCGAGAGUGUCUUCCGAGAGCUCGUCAAUGCCGACACCAUCGUCAAGAAGGACAAGUCCCCGGUGACCAUCGCCGAUUUUGGCGCCCAGGCCGUGGUCAACUCGAUUCUGCAAGCCCACUUCCCGAACGACCGCAUCGUUGGCGAGGAGGAUUCCAAGGACCUCAAGGCCAACCCCGACACCUGCCAGAAGGUCCUUGAGCUGGCCAACUCUGUGAUGGAGAUCAAGUUCCAGUCUCAGUCCGAGCUCUGCGAGAGCAUCGACCGUGGAAACUUUGCCGGUGGCCCCGGCAGCCGCUUCUGGACUCUGGAUCCAAUCGAUGGAACCAAGGGAUUCCUCCGUGGCGAGCAGUUUGCUGUGUGUCUCGCCUUGAUUGUCGACGGCAAGGUCCGGGUUGGCGUCAUGGGCUGUCCCAAUCUUCCUCGCCGCCUCCAGGAGAGCGAUGGCCCCAGAGGAACGCUGAUGAUUGCUGUCGAGGGCCAGGGUGCCUUCCAGCGCACCUUUGAUGACGACUCCGAGAAGAAGAUCGAGGUCACCAAGACGUCGUCGGCAUCGAAGAUUCAGUUCUGCGAGUCGGUCGAGUCGGGCCACACCAAGCACGACGAUAACGCCCGUAUUGCCGAGAUUCUGCAGAUCUCAGAAAAGUCGAUUCGCAUGGACAGCCAGUGCAAGUACGCUGUCGUUGCCCGUGGCGAGGCCGGCAUCUACCUGAGACUGCCGACCAGCGCUACCUACGAGGAGAAGAUUUGGGACCACGCCUCGGGCGCUCUCCUGAUCGAGGAGGCCGGCGGACACAUCUCCGAUGUCCUUGGAAACCCACUCGAUUUUUCACAGGGCCGUACCCUCAAGAUGAACAAGGGUAUCAUUGCCACCUGUGCCUUUGACGGCGAGCCGUCCGGCGAGAUCCACACCCAAGUUCUGAGCGCCGUCAAGGCCGUGCUGAACCUCUAGAGGCCUCGACAGAGGGUUUGCCACCUGUCCAGCCAUCGUCGCAUCCCUGACUGCGAGUAUUCGCCCGGACUGGGUCCCUUGCCCUGACACACGCCUCUCGGGCCCUGGUGCUCAACCAACCUUUCGAUGCGCCGCGGUCAAGAAGUUAGACCGCUCGCUCCCGUCGGCUCUACUGGCCCGUGGCAUUUGGAAAACAGAGGCA
Messenger RNA from Polychytrium aggregatum, 1407 nucleotides. RefSeq lists its product as uncharacterized. Gene Ontology annotation, biological process: sulfate assimilation; phosphatidylinositol phosphate biosynthetic process. The record is from RefSeq and is a predicted model, not a curated record. Bases 183 to 1205 code for a protein of 340 amino acids. Gene Ontology annotation, molecular function: 3'(2'),5'-bisphosphate nucleotidase activity. The transcript has 7 exons. NCBI's taxonomy places the organism in Eukaryota, Fungi, Chytridiomycota, Chytridiomycetes, Polychytriales.